GCCCGCAGGUCUUCCUCGAGCCCCGGCUGUCUGCCCGACUUGCUCUCGUCCUCCAUCUCUGCCUCAUGCUCGCCAAAGCCGCGCGAUCUGCGCUCCGCAAGCAUGCAAGACGGCCCGCUCAGCUCCGGCUUCACGCGAAGAGGGAGGCACCCCAUCUAUUCUGUCGAGCCGCCACCGCCACUGCUACAGUCCCAUUACCAGCUUCACGCGAUGACUCGGACAUCAUAGUCCUAUUCGACCAGCCCAACAUCGCUCAGUGGGCGGCCUCCUCAUCUUCCACUGGUCUGUUUGGGCACCCGGUGUUGACCAGUCCUUCGGCCUUCAAUGCUUUGGCCGACUCUACUCUUCGGCGUGCUCAGGUUCUCACCGAGCGUGUCCUCAGAGCACGCGACUCCCGGGAGGAACUCUUCAAGGUCGUCAAGAACCUUGACAGGUUGAGCGACCUGCUCUGUGGUGUCAUUGACCUCGCGGAGCUCAUCCGCAACGCACAUCCCGACAAAGCUUGGGUACGAAGUGCCGAUGCAGUUUACGAACAGUUAUGCGAAUUCAUGAACGUCUUGAAUACUCAUGUGGGGUUGUAUGAGGUUUUGCAUGCGGUUUUCUCCGAUCCGGAGGUCGCAAAGUCGCUCAGUCCGGAGGCGCACCAGACCGCACUCAUCUUCUGGAGAGACUUUGAGAAGUCGGGAAUCGACCUCCCCCCACAUCAGCGCGAGCGGUUCGUAUCCCUAUCGACGGAGAUCAUGCUAUUGGGCCGACAGUUCCUCAACGAAACGGCGACUGCGAAAGCUCCGGCCGCGAUCAAGCCCGAAGAGCUCCAGGGUCUGAAGGAUAUGGGCAUGGGUGCACGGUUACGAUUGCAGGCACAAGUGACGAAACGCGAUCUUCUUGUCUACCCGGGGUCGCUGCAAGCCCAGAUGAUCAUGCGCGCUGCACCGUCGGAGGAGCCUCGGCGGAAGGUGUACAUGGCAGCCAAUUCCAGCUCCCCGGAGCAGAUAGAGGUUUUGGAGAAACUUCUACGAGCGCGCGGGGAGUUGGCUCGCCUAGUUGGGAAGAGCAGCUUCGCGCAUAUGACGUUGGGUGAUAAGAUGGCGAAGUCGCCAGAGAACGUGCAGCGAUUCCUAGAUGCGCUCUUGGACCAUACUCGACCUUAUGCUAGAGGCGCGCUGCGCACGCUCAGUAUGCGCAAGCAAGCGCACCUACAUACACCCCCAUUCCCUACCAUUCAAGCCUGGGACAGGGAUUUCUACUGUCCGCCAGAACCUCCCGCACCUCCCGUCGCUCUCCCUCCACUCACGCUCGGCACCGUCUUCAUGGCUCUCUCGAGGCUAUUCCAGAACCUCUACGGGAUAUCUCUGCGACUAGCGGAGGUCACUCCAGGAGAAGUCUGGCAUAGCGACGUGCGGAAGCUGGAGGUCGUGGACGAAGACACUGGCGUGCUCGGAUGGAUCUACGCAGACCUCUUCGCGCGGAGAGGGAAGCCCAGUGGCGCAGCGCACUACACUGUGCGAUGUUCGCGCCGUGUAGACGACGACGACGUUGAAGGUGACCUCGUCCACGCUGACGAGUAUGACAAGGCUGCCAUGCAGAUGUCGCGCGUCUUCGAGGCCGCUCACCGUCGACAGUUCCCUGGACAGGAGGGUACGUUCCAGUUGCCAGUUGUCGUCUUGCUCUGCGAGUUCGCGAGACCAACCGCCGGACGCGGGCCUACCGUGCUGGAGUGGCACGAAGUCAUGACCCUCUUCCACGAGAUGGGUCAUGCGAUGCAUUCUAUGAUCGGCCGCACCGAGUACCAGAACGUGUCCGGGACCCGCUGCGCCACCGACUUCGUCGAGCUCCCGUCCAUCCUCAUGGAACACUUCCUCAACUCUCCCGCUGUCCUCUCCCUCUUCGACCCGACCGGCUCCCUCGACAUCCGCCAGGCCGGCAACCACCACGAAGAUCCCUGUCGCUCUAUCGAUACCCACACGCAGAUCCUACUCGCGUCGCUCGACCAAAUGUAUCACUCACCUGCUGUGCUGGACUCGCAUUUCGACUCAACGACUGCGCUGGCGAAGCUAUAUGAGACGCGCGGACUCAUUCCCUACGUACCUGGCACAUCAUGGCAAACGCAAUUCGGACAUCUGUUCGGGUACGGCGCUACGUACUAUUCGUACCUCUUCGAUCGUGCCAUAGCGUCGAGAGUGUGGCGGAAGCUAUUCGCUGGUGACCCCUUGAACAGGGAGACGGGGGAGAAAUUCAAACGUGAGGUUUUGCGACAUGGUGGCGGAAAGGACCCAUGGACUAUGGUCAGUACAUUACUCGACGCACCACAACUGCGGAGUGGAGACGCGGAAGCAAUGGCGGAAGUUGGUAGAUGGAAGAUAGAGGAUGAUGUAUCCGUACCUGGGCGGCAUUGAACUGGGAUCACUGGAAGACGACGUGAGUCUCAAUGACUGCGGUUGUCGUCCGGCAGUUCUGAGUAACUUGGUUCAGAAACAUUGUGACCA
Messenger RNA from Rhodofomes roseus, 2486 nucleotides. Its product is annotated as mitochondrial intermediate peptidase. Bases 66 to 2396 code for a protein of 776 amino acids. The record is from RefSeq and is a predicted model, not a curated record. Gene Ontology annotation, molecular function: metalloendopeptidase activity. Gene Ontology annotation, biological process: peptide metabolic process. Gene Ontology annotation, cellular component: mitochondrion. NCBI's taxonomy places the organism in Eukaryota, Fungi, Basidiomycota, Agaricomycetes, Polyporales, Fomitopsidaceae. The transcript is spliced from 4 exons.